AUGUCCUACAACGCGAACUCUUCGUACCAUGACACGGCGGCUCCUGGCUUCGGCCAGUCCCACGAUCCGUUCGCUGACCUUUCGCGAAACGCCGACGAAAUCAACGAUGCUCUAGACUUUGAGGAUACGUAUGAUGGAUUGGGCGAUCAGUUGGAUGAGACGGAUGAUGCUUUCAAUGACGACACUUUUGGUGGUGGCUCCGGCGGAGUCUCACAUGCGCCUGUAGGCAAGGAUUUCGAUUUCUUUGGCCAAACCGCAAAAGUUGCCGAUGCCAUAGAGGAGGAGCACUUGCGCUUCAACCGUCAGAUGCCGACCCCGAAGCCGGCUCAAACCUCGACUCAACACUACGGCCCGGGCUACUCGUAUCAGCCCGCACCUGCUCCUAGGCCGGCUAGAAGUGGUUACGAGAAGUACAAGGAUCCUGUACCGGUCUCAGACCUUCAAGUUGACGCUUCGAUAUGGGGAGUCCAGCCGAAACGAUCUGUUGGUCCAGCAGUGGUUCAGCCUCAACAGCAACAGCAACCGCAGCCUCAACUGGUCUCCCAGCCUCCGGCGGCGUCGACAGGUCGCAAGAUGAUGAGUUUGGAGGAGGUCGAAGCCGCGAUGCGAGCCCAGGCGAAGGCACCUGCCCAGCCCCAACAGCCGCUCCCACAGCUGCAGCCCACACAUAUGGUUGCCCCUGAACCUCAAUUACAAUUUCAACCUACGCAACAAACCCAUUAUUCUCGUCAGGAGUCUGGUGAUUACCGCCAACAACAGCCGGACAACCGUCCACCUCAGGGUUUUUAUCCCACCGACAAUCACCAAGGUGUUCAUGGGGUAAACCAUGGACACCCUAUCUCUAUUUUGCAACGCCCUUCCUCGAAGAACGCGCCUCCUAGUGGACCAGGUGUGCCUAGUCCCCUACCCCAGCCGUCCCAACCGUCCCAACCGUCUCCCAUGGGAUUCCCAACACAGAUUCUCCAGAAUCCCAACCGUGUACCCGGGGAUGCUAAUAGAAUUAACGUGCCAACACACCCGAAUCACCGAUCUCAAGGUUCGUUCGGUCGACAGCCUCAAGUCAGUACGAACCAGCCUCACCUCUCGCAUUUAUCUGAGCAGGAGAAGGCGGCCUUUCUUGAGGCUGAGGCGAGACGAGCAAAACGGAACCAUAAGAUCCAUGUUCUGUCAAAGGAUAACGGCCUGAUGACACCCCAGGACAAGAGUUUCAUUACUAGGAUCCAACUUCAACAGCUCGUCUCAGCUACCGGUGAUCCCAGCGAACACGGCACCGAUGCUGCUCUUGCAGAAGAUUUCUACUAUCAGGUCUUGAGUUCUCUACGAGCAGGCCAGCGGCCGAACCCGAACCAGCCGUUGAACAAUUUUGCACAGACGUACCUUUUCCAAACAGGUAAUCGCCACGGAGGCAUGAGGCGUCAAGGCAGAGGCCCAGAAAAUCACAUGCAGCGUAUGGAACAACAGGUUCAACGUGCUGUCGAAGCUGCCAAGAAUAAGCCCAAGAAUAAGCAACUGGUUAUUGAAGGUAGCUUAGGAAAGAUCUCGUUUAGCAACGCAAAGACCCCCAAGCCUCUCCUGAAUAUUAAGCGUACUGACAGCGGUGCCGACGCGAACCGACCUACUAGCAGUCAUCGCUCACACCCGACGGCAAAUGGCACUGAUAAGAAGGAGACACUGAAGAACGUUGAACAGGCUUAUCUGACUGUCAUGAAGAUGGAGGACGUGAACCGAAACAUGCCUCAGCCUCCGUCCAAUGGAAACCCGGACCCGGACUUUGAGCGACGUGCCGAGCUACAACAUCAGCUGCAACAGCUGAAUGAGCAACUCUGGAACGAACUCAAGGUGCACGAACCUAUCGGUGCGACAUCGACUCACCCUUUCAUCGCAUUCCUCUCCUAUCCCAAGGGCAAGAAAAUCAUCAGCCGCGUGUUCACUUUCCUCACCCUUGAACAGCAAACUACGAUUCUGACUCUUAUUGUCCUCCACCUUGACCAACUGGAUGUGGUACGCGGUGCGAUAAUGCAGACCGGGGAGCCUAUUAAUGUCAACGCCGCUACUCGUGAGAACAUCGAGCUAUUUAGUUCGUAUGUCAUGCCAAGCCUUCUCCACCUGCUCGGCAAUUCAGAACUUCACAUUGUUACUGGCGUGCUUGGUUUGAUGACCCAGAACUUGAACUUGGACGUUGUCUGUCGGACGCGCAUUGGUUGCUCGAUGUUGACCAUGAUACUCAGUCGUGCUGAACUAGCUAAGCAGGCCGGGCAAGCUACCGAGCAGACAUGGCAGCAAUGGGUCGGCACUUUCAACCAAUUCUUCGAUGCGUUAGAGCCCACGCUUCCCCAUAUCUUCCCUGGCACCGUAGCUUCCGGGGAAGAUAUCUACGUAUGGCAGUUCCUAGCAGCCAUUGGUAUUGGCGCUAGUCUGGAAGAACAGCAACGCCUUGUCCUUGCUGUGAAGGACCGUGUCAUGGACACCUAUAGCCUUUCCAAGACCCUUCCCCCUGACAUGGCGAAGACGCGCCUGGACAAUGUUAACCUGUUCAUGCGAUCUAUCGGUCUUGACGUCGAACUGUUGGAGUAG
Messenger RNA from Annulohypoxylon maeteangense, 2574 nucleotides. Its product is annotated as topoisomerase II-associated protein PAT1. NCBI's taxonomy places the organism in Eukaryota, Fungi, Ascomycota, Sordariomycetes, Xylariales, Hypoxylaceae. Gene Ontology annotation, molecular function: RNA binding. The record is from RefSeq and is a predicted model, not a curated record. Gene Ontology annotation, cellular component: P-body. Bases 1 to 2574 code for a protein of 857 amino acids. Gene Ontology annotation, biological process: deadenylation-dependent decapping of nuclear-transcribed mRNA; P-body assembly. The transcript has 2 exons.